CUACCACCACACCACACUACUGCGCGGACACCUCGUGCUGGCUGCCCCGCACGUCCCUGCAUGACGCCGUGCUCAGCCACCUCCGUCUUCACCUCCUCUCCUCCCGAUCCGCUCGUAGGACGCUGGCACACGCCGGCCUGGACCCGUCUCUCUCGUCAGCCAUCGCAAGAAGUGUGCCUGCGCAAUUGCCGUCAAGAGUAGCACUACGUCGCACGUCGCACGUGGCCACUAUCCACUGCCACCAUGGCGGCCUCGCCCAUGACCGCCGAGCAGCUUCUGAACCACCCCGAGAUCAAGCAUAUAGUAUGGCCUCUGCAGCCGGCCGCAAAGGGCAAGGCGUCUGUUGCGGCUGGACGCGGGGGGCCCUUCAGCAUUGCCUACGAGAUCCACGGGAAGGGAGAUCGUCGCCUCGUGUGGAUCAUGGGCCUAGGGGGCUUGAAACACACUUGGCAACGGCAAACGAAAGACUUCGCCCACACCAAAGGGGAUACGUACACGUCCCUGGUGUUCGACAACAGAGGCGUUGGCGAAUCGGACAAGCCCCUCAUGAGGUACUCGACAUCCGAGAUGGCCAAAGACACAGUGGAGCUUCUGGACCAUGUUGGCUGGACCGAAAAUAGACAAUUACAUGUCAUUGGAGUCAGCAUGGGUGGGAUGAUUGCACAGGAACUCGCCCUCCUGAUACCGGACAGGAUAUGCUCUUUAUCGCUAGUCUCGACAGCGUCCGGCCUCUUCAACACAGUCGGAUAUUUUGAGAACCUCCGCAAUCGAAUCAACAUCCUCAUACCUCGGGCAGUCGAUGUCCAAAUAAACAACGUCAAGAGGAACAUGUUCACAGCGGCAUGGCUUGAUCGACCUGACGACACCGAGUGUGUUGUAGAGCCAUUCCCCACAAAUGGCGACCGUUUUGCAGCUUUCGAAAUAGCCAAACGCAAUAACCCCGCUGCCUUUUCACGUAUCGGAUUCUUAGCACAAGCGAUCGCCGCGGGGUGGCACUAUAAGUCGCCUGCACAGCUGAAGUCAAUAAGCGAGAAGCUUGGGAAGAAGAGGAUCAUGAUUGUCCAUGGGGGCUCGGAUCGCAUGAUAACCUUCCCUCAUGCUAAAGUGCUUCAGCUUGGGCUUGAAGGCUGGGAUUCGUCGGAGGCAGCCAAAGAGACGGAGUCAAAGAUCGAGACGCACUUCCCCAUGGAUCAAGGCCAUGUCAUACCCAUCGAGAUGCGAGCGACCUUCAUGGAGUGGGUGGAAGGUCUCGUUGAAAAGACUGAGAGACUAGAAAAGACAUGAUUGACGUUCUUACUGCUAUUCACAAAGACGUUUCUAAACACGAGCCUGGCGUAUACAAAUCUUUUUAUUCGGAAGGUAACAUCACAUAGGUGGACCAAGUUUAAUGUAUAGGUACAUUCUAGCUCAAAGCAUCGCCCCCCACGCUAGGCAUUAGAUAGUCUAAGGCUCUAAUGAAUAUAAGUAAUAGAACA
Molecule: messenger RNA, 1475 nt
Organism: Mytilinidion resinicola
Lineage: Eukaryota; Fungi; Ascomycota; Dothideomycetes; Mytilinidiales; Mytilinidiaceae
Product: alpha/beta hydrolase-like protein
Exons: 5
Coding region: 244-1284 (346 amino acids)
Source: RefSeq, a predicted model, not a curated record